AUGGAGUCCUGGAAGGAGGGAACUGAUUGCUGCUCAUGGGAUGGGGUUACGUGUGAUAGUGUGAGGGGAGAUGUGAUAGGCCUUGACCUCAGUUGUAGCUGGCUUUAUGGCACCAUUCCUUUCAACAGUAGCCUCUUUCUUCUCCCUCACCUGCAAUGGCUCAACCUCGCUUCAAACAAUUUUAACUAUUCCUCCAUUUCAUCUAGGUUUGGCCAGUUUGCAAGAUUGAAACACCUUGACCUUUCUCACUCCAUGUUUUCUGGCAAAGUCCCACUUGAAAUAUCUCAACUCUCCCAACUCGCCUCACUAGAUCUCUCUGAUUACAAUAGCUAUCUCAAACUCGAAGCAUCUGUUGUGAAGAGGCUUGUCCAAAAUCUGACCAAGCUAAGAGGACUUCAUCUCGAGAAUGUUGAGAUGUCCACUAUUUCUCUUGGUUCUUUCAUGAAUCUGUCUUCUGCUUUGACAUCCAAUUGUUUAUUGCGCGGGAAGCUACCUGAUCACAUUUUCCGACUACCAAACCUGCGUAAGCUUAUUCUAACAGAUAAUCCUGAACUCACAUGGUCUUUUCCAAUGGUAAAUUGGAGCACACCACUAAGGUUUUUGGAUGUCUCUCGCACAAUUUACUCAGGAGAGUUACCAAAAUCAAUUGGCAAAAUGAAAUUCGUACAACAUUUGUUUAUGAGUGAAUGCGAGUUUAAUGGGUCCAUUCCUGCAUGGAUUGGCAACCUUACACAACUCAUCGAUUUGGAUUUAUCAAUUAACAAUUUUGGUGGUGAGAUGCCAUCAUCAAUUUCAAAUCUCUUUGUACUCUCCUACUUCGACCUACGAUCCAAUAAUAUUCAUGCAUUACGAAUAUGGUUUGGGAAUCUCACGAGAGUUACUGAGAUUUUCUUUUGUACUAACAACUUUACGGGCCAAAUCCCAUCAUCACUUUCAAACCUAAAGAAUCUCACUUUUCUUGGCCUCAGAUAUAACAACAUUGGAGGCAGGAUUCCCAAUUGUUUUGCCAACCUCACAAAACUCACCGCAAUUCACUUGUCUUACAACCAACUCACUGGUCAAUUUGCUGAAUUUCAAUUUAGCGAUUCACUGGAGUUUCUCUCAUUAGAUAAUAACAGGCUUUAUGGCUCUAUUCCAAAGUCUAUCUCUAAUCUUGUCAACCUUUCAUUUAUUGAUAUUUCAUCAAAUGACUUGAAUGGCACUGUGGGCUUUAAUAUGUUCAAAAAGCUCAAAACACUUCUAUAUUUGAACUUCCGUGCCAAUCUACUACAUGGGGAGAUCCCAUCUUCGAUUUGCAAUGUAACUUCCAUUGAAAUCUUAGACAUCUCUUACAACAAUUUGAGUGGUACAAUUCCUUCAUGUUUGGGAAACUUCAGUAAUUCUCUUGUAGUCAUGGAUUUGAGGAGGAAUAACUUCUAUGGCACCAUGCCUGGCCUGAAACAUUUGCAGAGGCUUAUGGGACCCGUACCACAAGGAAAACAAUUUGGAAGAUUUCAAAACAACGCAUAUAGUGGAAACUUGGGAUUGUGUGGAUUUCCAUUGUCAAAAAAUUGUGGCAUCGAUGAGCGGCCACCACCACCAAUAUUCCAAGAGGACAACGCUCCAAUGUUUAUGAGUGGAUUUGGUUGGGAGGCUGUGUUAUUAGGGUAUGGAUGUGGACUGGUUUCUGGAAUAGCUAUGGGGUAUUUCAUGUUUAAAAUUGGAAAAUCUUAA
Quercus lobata is the source of this 1713-nucleotide messenger RNA. Its product is annotated as receptor-like protein Cf-9. Gene Ontology annotation, molecular function: protein binding. The transcript has 3 exons. The record is from RefSeq and is a predicted model, not a curated record. Lineage: Eukaryota; Viridiplantae; Streptophyta; Magnoliopsida; Fagales; Fagaceae. The coding region runs from base 1 to 1713 and encodes 570 amino acids.